This is a messenger RNA of Siniperca chuatsi (mandarin fish), 2645 nucleotides long. It is a transcript of the gene ogal, whose product is annotated as O-GlcNAcase like. Lineage: Eukaryota; Metazoa; Chordata; Actinopteri; Centrarchiformes; Sinipercidae. The record is from RefSeq and is a predicted model, not a curated record. The coding region runs from base 290 to 2374 and encodes 694 amino acids. The transcript is spliced from 17 exons. Gene Ontology annotation, biological process: glycoprotein metabolic process. Gene Ontology annotation, molecular function: beta-N-acetylglucosaminidase activity.
UCACCCGGUAGUCAGACGCGCCCGGCCAACGUGCGUCUGAAUCUGAGGAGAACUUUAGUCAUCAUUAAAUUAGAUCUGGUUUUCUUAUCCGCUCCGAGUAUUUACAUCUUUAGACUUUACUCUUCGAGCUGACUGGUCUGCGCAGGCGUGAGAGGCGGUGCAGUUAAAGUGGAUCAAAUUAAAGUCAUGACUGAUAAUAACUGUGUCAGUGCUCGAGCUUCAGUCUGAGCAUUAGUAAACUGGAAGCAGAGACUGAGAAAGACACGGCAGUUCAAGUCAACUGUAAACCAUGUCGAAACCGGGCAGUGCCAGGGGGGCAACCCAGACCGGGACGAGGCGGUUCAUCAGUGGAGUAGUGGAAGGUUUUUAUGGGCGGCCAUGGACUAUGGAUCAAAGGGCAGAUCUGUUUAAAAGAGAACAGAAGUGGGGUUUGAACACGUACCUGUACGCCCCCAAGGAUGACUACAAACACAGGAUGUACUGGAGGGACCUGUACUCUGCGGAGGAGGCAGAACAACUCAUCGCCCUGAUAUCAGCAGCUAAACAGCACGACGUGGAGUUCAUCUAUGCAAUCUCUCCCGGUCUGGACAUUACUUUUUCCAACCCUAAAGAGGUUGCCGCCCUGAAGAGGAAACUGGAUCAGGUGAGGGAGUUUGGCUGCAGGUCCUUCUCUUUACUGUUUGAUGAUAUCGAGACUGAGAUGUGUCCAGCUGAUAAGCAAGCCUUCAGCUCCUUCGCCCACGCUCAGGUGGCCAUCACUAAUGCAGUGUACCAGCACCUGGGAGAGCUUGAGACCUUCCUCUUCUGUCCAACAGAUUACUGUGCUGCAUUCUGUACUCCUAAUGUGUCCCAGUCCUCGUACCUGCACACUGUGGGAGAAAAGCUGCUGCCUGGGAUAGACAUACUGUGGACUGGUCCCAAAGUGGUAUCCCACAAAAUCUCUGUUGAGUCCAUAGAAGAGGUGUCCUCAGUCCUGAAGAGGGCACCAGUCAUCUGGGACAAUAUCCACGCAAACGAUUAUGACCCCCAAAGGCUUUUCCUUGGACCCUUUAAGGAUCGUCCCACUGAGCUGAUUCCCAAACUGAGAGGAGUGCUCACCAACCCCAACUGUGAGUUCUACCCAAACUUUGUGGCCAUCCACACCUUGGCUACAUGGUGCAAAGCAACCGCUGAUGGAGGUCAGAGGGAUGUGGAAAUGGGCGAUGAGGAGCAGGACCCCUGCUACAGCCCCCAGAGAGCCCUGACCUUGGCCCUCACUGACUGGCUGCAGGAGUUUCUGAGCACCGAUCAACCUGGAGCUCGUAUCAAGAAAGAGUCCUCGGAUGAGGAGCCCAUGCAGACAGACAUGGGAGAGAGCUCCUAUGUUCCUGGGCCUGGGGAGAACCCACUGUACACAGCGGAGCCCCUGACCCUGGAUGACCUGAAGCUGCUGUCCGAACUCUUCUACCUGCCGUAUGAACACGGGCCGACAGCCAGGACCAUGCUGCAGGAGCUGGACUGGCUCAGGAACCACAGUCCAGCCGCCACUGCAGAGACGGACAAGACAGCGGAGUGGUGCUCGAGAGCGCAGCGGUUUGAUGACAUGUGCGAGGCGGUGGUGCAGAUGUUCAAUCGUCUGUCAAAUGCCCCAAACCGCAGCAUUCUGUACGACCUCUACAACUACAUCUGUGACAUCAAGAGUGGGGUUGGUCUGGCUCGAGCCUACGUGAAAACACUAGGAGGGCAGGGUCAGCCCUCAGCCCAGCUAAUGAACGCUGAUCCUGAACCCUGGGGCUUCAGAGGAGGCCUCUCUGGCGAGUUCCAGAGAAUGCUGCCUUGCCAUGGAAACAGGGACCUCUUCAGACAUCCUCCCAUGACGGCUGUUUACUGCAUACGGCCGUACUGCCCCGAGGACAAGAUGGAGGUGCAAAGGAUUUUCAGGGAGAUGCAGAGAGCGGGAGAGGGCAAAGUCCCCCUUAUGAUGCAGCCCCCCAGUAUCUGUGACGGCCUGUCAGCAGGUGAAGUCUCCCCUUCCCCUCAGUGUGCUCUUGUUCUGGAGGAUGACAUUGGGAUGUGUGGUUACGCCCUGGCACUCACUGACGCCAAACCAGCCGCAGCCAAGAUUCAGAGGGCAGUAAGUGAUUCCACGUUCGAGGACUUCCCCUCCCUGUUUACCAUACAAGUGAUGCCCCGGGUCACUGAUCCCUCUCCAGCAAAGCGUAUGAUUGGUCGGCUGUUGUCCUCCAUCAGGAGCAGUGGUUCCAGAGGAGCGUUCUGUGAGCUGAGGCAGGGUGAUCGGAGGAUGCUCGACUUUUACACUAAACUGGGCUCCUUCAAACCCAUAAACAUGGCCGGUUUACCUCAAGACAUCAUUGCCAUGGGAACAAGCCUGUGAACAAGAUCAUUCAAUCAACUGUUGGGUGAAUAACUGCUAACUUUGCAGCAGGUCAAACUGAAAUGCAUUAUCAUUUUUAAUCAGUUAAUAUUUGUGUAAUUUGGUAGCCAUCACCAUUUGUCAAUGUCCUCCUACAUGACAUUAGUCAAGAAAUGCUUAAUAAAAUUCCUAUAUAAUGAUGAAAAGUGUAAUGUAAUACUACUGAUUUUGUAGACAUAAAAAUUGUAAAUAAUUUUUAACCCUGCACAAUAAAAAUGCUAACAUAAGUAUA